Messenger RNA from Xenopus tropicalis (tropical clawed frog), 1599 nucleotides. It is a transcript of the gene fbl, whose product is annotated as fibrillarin. Gene Ontology annotation, biological process: chromatin remodeling; rRNA processing. Lineage: Eukaryota; Metazoa; Chordata; Amphibia; Anura; Pipidae. Gene Ontology annotation, molecular function: RNA binding; methyltransferase activity. Gene Ontology annotation, cellular component: nucleolus. The record is from RefSeq and is marked provisional.
CAGUGAGAGCGGUCGGAGCAGCCAUGAGGCCAGGAUUCAGCCCCAGAGGAGGCCGAGGUGGAUACGGAGACAGAGGAGGCUUUGGAGACAGAGGAGGAGGUAGAGGAAGAGGAGGAUUUCGUGGCCGCGGUGGAGGAGGUGACCGAGGAGGGUUCGGAGGCCGAGGAGGAUUCGGAGGCCGAGGAGGAUUUGGAGACCGAGGAGGAUUCAGAGGGGGAUUCAAGUCUCCGGGCAGAGGCGGCCCCCGAGGAGGACGCGGAGGAAGAGGCGGAUUUGGAGCAGGAAGGAAAGUGAUAGUCGAGCCACACAGACAUGAAGGAAUAUUUAUCUGCCGCGGGAAGGAAGACGCACUCGUGACCAAAAACCUUGUUCCUGGGGAAUCUGUGUAUGGGGAGAAGCGAAUCUCUGUGGAGGAUGGGGAAGUCAAGACGGAGUACAGAGCCUGGAACCCCUUCAGGUCGAAGAUCGCGGCGGCCAUUUUGGGAGGAGUGGAUCAGAUUCACAUAAAGCCCGGCGCCAAAGUGCUGUAUCUGGGAGCUGCAUCUGGAACCACCGUCUCGCACGUCUCCGAUGUUGUGGGCCCCGAAGGGCUGGUUUACGCCGUCGAGUUCUCCCACAGAUCCGGCCGUGAUCUCAUCAACGUGGCAAAGAAACGGACAAACAUCAUUCCAGUGAUCGAAGACGCCCGGCACCCACACAAGUACCGCAUGUUAGUAGGAAUGGUGGACGUCGUCUUUGCGGAUGUGGCGCAGCCUGAUCAGACCAGGAUCGUCGCCCUCAACGCCCAUAACUUCCUGAAGAACGGAGGCCAUUUUGUCAUAUCCAUCAAGGCAAACUGCAUUGACUCCACGGCAGCCCCAGAGGCUGUUUUUGCUGCAGAAGUAAAGAAGAUGCAACAAGAGAACAUGAAGCCGCAGGAGCAGCUGACGCUGGAGCCGUACGAGAGAGAUCACGCCGUGGUGGUCGGGAUAUACAGGCCGCCGGCCAAACAGAAGAAAUGAUCAAAACUGAACUGAAGAUCCUUGUAAAGGACUUUACUCGGAGAACUUUCCCAGCCAGAGACUGACAUUAAUGGGUUAAUGGUGCCGGGAUUUGUUAACCAUUGCAAUGUACAGGACUGAUUUUGUCUGUGGCCUUUUAUAAUGUGGGGGCAGGGUAGGAACUAGUGGCCCCCUAGCUGUCAUGAGCGGUAACUACAGUUGCUGCUUAUAGUAGCCGGGGGCCACAGAGUUGCCGUCUCUGCUUCACCUGAGGCCACAGACCGUUAUUUUAUAGGUUUUCUUUUUUUUCUAACAAAGAACGAAACGAUUAAUCGCCUUUAUUUAGCUGCCCCGCCCCUUUCCCACUGCCCACUCCCCUCGCUCCAGCACCUCAUACUGGCGAAUGAAGGCAAAACAGGGCCCCGUGACUCCAUCCUUAGUGUGCGGGUGGGGGGGUUGGUUUCUGUGUUUGCUUAUUUCUAUGCUGGAAGUUUCUAUGGGAAGCGCAAAGAAUUAUCUUUUUAUGUUUUGUAAGAAAGAGGAAAAAAUUGAUAUUGAAAGACAAACGAGAGAUGGAAAUUCUUUAUUUUAAUUAAAGCGCCAGUGUGUGAGAAUCUGA